This is a messenger RNA of Didymodactylos carnosus, 1044 nucleotides long. The record is from the annotation of a GenBank genome assembly. Lineage: Eukaryota; Metazoa; Rotifera; Eurotatoria; Philodinida; Philodinidae.
AUGAAUGAGAUUGAACAUCUUACUGGAAUUUAUCAUGAAAAACAAGAAGGAGCUUUAUGUGCACAACACGCUUUAAACAAUUUGCUUCAAAAAGAAAUUUUUUCCGCUAUUUCACUAGCCGAUAUUGCAAAGCAAUUGGAUGAUGAUGAAAAUUUAUUUUUAUCCGGUGCUGAGUCACACCAUCAACAACCACACAUACGUGAAUCACAGAAUAUGGAUGAUACAGGAUUUUUUUCUAUUCAGGUUUUACAACGUGCUCUUGAAGUAUUUGACAUCGAGCUAAUAUCUUAUAACAGUUCAGAGGCAAUUGCUGAACAAGCUCGGCAAACGCCAACAAAUAUUACAGCUUAUAUAUGUAAUUUACGUGAACAUUGGCUAACAAUUCGACGUUUUGGCUUACAAUAUUUCGAUUUAAACUCGAUAUCAGCUGUACCGAAAUUAAUCUCGAAUACAUAUUUAUCGUUAUAUUUAGUGCAAUUACAACAUAGUGGAUAUAGCAUAUUUAUUGUUAAUGGAGUUUUACCACCCUGUGUAGCUGAUGAGCGUUUAUCAGAAGCGCCCGUGGAUCCAAAACUUUAUAACCAAUUAACUGAACGUUUAGCCAAUUCCAAAGCUCUUGUUCCAUCAAUGCCAUUUGAAGAAUCAACAACACAAACGUUCAAUGAUGAUGACGAUGAAGAUUUAAAACGUGCAUUAGAAGCUAGUGUCCAACAUGAUAAUGCUCAAGAUGAGGUGUUACAAAAAAUAUUACAACAAAGUUUAUUUGAUGCACAAAAAUUUGGUAAUACACCAAAUGACGAUUAUCUUAAUCAGCAAUUAUUGGAGCAAGCAAUAGCUGUUAGUUUAAACAAAGAUUCUUCUACAGCUUCAAAUACAGAAGAACAAAAACCGACCACCACUACUACCAUAGCAGUUCCUGCAGAACAACAACAACAACAACCAACUAUUGAAGAGUUACGUUUAAAAAGAUUACAGUUUUUUGAACAACCAAAGAAAGAAAAUACCACCGAGGAAAAAGAAGAAUCAAAUACCGAUAAGUGUUAA